GGUAUCCAGGGGCGUCCUUCGGCUCCGCCAUACAAUGCUUCCGGGCUUCCCACUUACGAACAGACGCAAACAUGGCCGAAUAUGGCGCAGUACGGCAGGAAUGAUCCGCCGCCAUACCCCCUUGCCAGUGCCCCACCACAGCCAGUCUCCGCAAUGUCUCCUUACCCAGUUAGCAGCGCUGUACCGUAUUCUGCACCACCGAACCCCGUUUCCAGUGCUCCGUCUGCGCCGUAUCCAACUCAAGGCUUUUCUGCCAUUGACUUUAUCUACCGUCAAGGAUGCUCAGAGAUCAGCUUUGGCUUCGUGGCGCUGACGGAGGUGCCAUCACUCAUUCGAUUGUCUGCCUGUGCCAGCGUGGAGCAGAUCUCUUACGUCAGCGAAAAAUUUGACUUGAUUCCUCGUGACCUGUGGCCCAUUCUUUUGCAGGCGGCUCUCAUAAAGGUUCUUGUUUCUGCGCAUCCGGGUUCAUACCGAAUCCAGAAAGUGGCAGAGAGCCCGCAUAUGACGUGUUAUAAUGUCGAAAAGGGUUUUGAAAAUAAGUUUUACAUUGCCACGGCGUUGCUUCAUAAUUUUAUCGAAUGCCUCCGUCUACGGGUUGAUACGUGCAAUCUUCGAGUCUUGGAUCUGAGAGGUUUUCCGAUAAACAACCUUGCCGCGUCUUACCUAUCAGUAUACUGUAUACUUUCGCACGAUGAAGCAAAGCGAAACCGAAUACAGAAGCUCAUUAAGGACGUGGUCGGCAAAGGGACGUUCGAACAGGAUUUCAUCGACAAGGCCGCGCAGGCUGUCGCAAAGACUGAGGACGACUAUGAAAGACAGCGAUCAGAACUUCCUCAUUGCCUUCAGCCAUCCGAUGGCGUAGGAGCACAACAUCGGGUGACGAAGAUCGACCGAACGACCACCAAGACGCCAGUCAGCAACGCAGUCGCUACCCGUUCAGAACGAAAGAAGCAGACAGCACAACGCCAUUAUAACACGUCAGAAAAAGCUACACGAGAAUGA
This is a messenger RNA of Soboliphyme baturini, 1002 nucleotides long. The record is from the annotation of a GenBank genome assembly. Lineage: Eukaryota; Metazoa; Nematoda; Enoplea; Dioctophymatida; Soboliphymatidae.